Wasmannia auropunctata (little fire ant) is the source of this 1949-nucleotide messenger RNA. RefSeq lists its product as uncharacterized. Bases 698 to 1786 code for a protein of 362 amino acids. The record is from RefSeq and is a predicted model, not a curated record. The transcript has 5 exons. Lineage: Eukaryota; Metazoa; Arthropoda; Insecta; Hymenoptera; Formicidae.
UAAUCACCUCGAGUGACUUGCAAAUGUUAGGCAAAAUGAAAGAAUAUUAGAUAUUAAGAAAGAGAAAUUCGAGUUUUAGAGUACAUUUCCUCAAUGAAUAUUAAAGUUAAAUCGUGCUCUUAUAGAGGACAUAUAAAAUAAUAGGUUCUAUAUAUACAUAUAAUAGCAGAACCUAAUAGUACAUUUUAAUGGGCCCAUCAUUUUAUAUUACACAAUCCAAAGUUUUAAUAUGAAAAACAGACUUUCUUUAAAAUACGAAUGAUUACGGACAGUGGCAAGACUAAUUAUCUACUUAUUAAACUCUGACGGAAUAAUACCUGCAGUUUUUCAUAUCAAUUUCCUACGCCCCACAUCUUUCCGUACUUUGUAAAAAUGUGAUUUUAGUAAAAUCGCGCGGCUUUAACCUGAAAAACGUUCGCCUGGGAAGCCCGUCGCUUAUCAAAACAAGAGGCGUGGGGAUUUGAUAAAAAAAUUCCGAAAAUCUAUCUCGGUUUUCGCGCCGUCCAUGCGCCGACGGCGUCGAUCAAUAUCGUCGUGCGGGCAGAUACAAGCGCGCGCAUGCAUGGUAGCGGUUCGAUAGCGACGACGAGCCCGUUCCUAUCUUGCCGCGCAUCCUGGAAUUCUGCGCUUCUGCGAGAGGAGAGCGAUACCGCGGAUUAUCUUGCACAUCAGUGAAAAGACGCAGAGAUCUGUCGCGAUGUCGAGCAGCAAGUGCGUGAAGCAGCCGCGCAAGGCGUACACCAAGGAGCAGCAUGAGAUGACGCAUUCCGAGAAGCUGAGGCUGAUCGACGACGAGCUCAACUCCUUUUACAAGUACUGCCAGCAGGCGGGCUUCACCGAGGAGGAGAUGGACAUUAUUUGCCAGCCGCUCGUGGCGGCGAUGCGUCGCUCAUGGUUGCAGCUCGUCUUUCGCGGCACCCUGGUACUGAUAGUGCUGGGUACGCUGGCGUGUCUCGCGGCUCAGCUGGACUUCGUUGGUACCCAUUUCACCGCCCUCAGCCGUCUGCUGCUGAUCAAAGUCUUGCCGAUCUGGAACUGGCAACCGCUCUACUACGAAAAUUGCAUGAUCAACAAUCCUUUCUACAACGAUUACACUAUCACGGAAGAGGACUGCGUGACCUGCGAGGCACUGGAGACGAUUGAUCGUCUGUCGGACGUGCGGUAUCGUAAUCUGGUCGACAAUUAUCUGAAUCGCGACGCACCGGCCAUCAUCACCGACGCGAUGGACUCCUGGGCGGUCAUGAAUACCGACUACUUCUGGUUCGAUAAUAUCACUCACCUUUAUUUGGAGAACGAACGGCUGAUGGAGACGGUACCCUGCGCCCUGACCUCGAAUCUCCGUACCGGCUCGUCCGACCUCGCGGCGUUUCUGCGACGCGUGCACGCGCCCGAGGUGGCCAAGUGGUUCGUCCACUGGCAGAACUGCGACAUCAACGCCGUGAAGGUCCUCAGAAAGUACUAUCAACGACCGUACUUCCUCUCCAGCACGGUCUCGCCGGCGCAUUUCAACUGGGUGCUCAUGUCCUCGGACUACAACAGCCCGAGCUACAAGAAGGUCGAGCUCGACUCCGGUCUGAUAGCCCUCGCUCAGCUCCGCGGCGCGACCCAGCUGCGUCUCACCCCUAUAAACCCAUGCAACAGCUCGUGUCCUGAGCUGAUCGCCGAUCUGCAUCAGGGCGAGAUGCUCGUUUUCACGAACGUGAUGUGGACGCUCGAGUACGCACCGAUGCGCGGCCUGGACAACAUCGCCAUACUCACGGAGACCGUCUGGGAGGAAGACACGUAGACUGUGCCGUCGUCCUGAGGAGAUCGUCUUGUCGUCACGCAAAAAAAAAUACUCUUAGUCCCACAAUACUCUUUGACGUGACAGGUAUAUAUCGAUUCGAUAUAUUGUAUACUCAUUAUGAUACGUACUAAAUAAAAAUUGAGCAUUCUGGUUUCCGACUGAA